Molecule: messenger RNA, 678 nt
Organism: Microthlaspi erraticum
Lineage: Eukaryota; Viridiplantae; Streptophyta; Magnoliopsida; Brassicales; Brassicaceae
Source: the annotation of a GenBank genome assembly
AUGGAGAUUGCGGAGAGGAGGGACGAUGAGAUCAGAGACGCCAGAGAAUCGGCAAACAUGGACAGCAUCAAGUCGCAGUACGUUACCGACUCAUUUGCCGACGAACGCCACUCUCGUGAGCUCAAGGCUGGUCUGCAUCCUCUUCGGUACAAGUUUGCGAUUUGGUACACCCGUCGCACACCAGGGGUUCGGAGCCAGACUUCUUAUGAGGAUAACAUAAAGAAGAUUGUGGAAUUCAGCACGGUUGAAGGAUUUUGGGCCUGCUACUGUCACCUUGCUCGUGCUUCUAUCUUGCCGAGUCCAACAGAUCUUCAUUUCUUCAAGGAUGGGAUUCGUCCGUUGUGGGAGGACGGUGCCAACUGCAGUGGAGGAAAGUGGAUCAUACGUUUCUCAAAAGUUGUUUCCGCUCGCUUCUGGGAGGAUCUGCUUCUUGCGUUGGUAGGUGACCAGCUUGACGAUGCUGAUAACAUAUGUGGGGCAGUACUGAGUGUCCGUUUCAAUGAGGACAUCAUUAGUGUAUGGAAUCGCAAUGCUUCUGAUCAUCAGGCAGUGAUGGGUUUGAGAGACUCAAUCAAGCGACACUUGAAGCUGCCUCAUGCAUAUGUCAUGGAAUACAAGCCCCACGACGCCUCUCUCCGCGACAACUCUUCCUACAGAAACACAUGGCUGAGAGGAUAG